This is a messenger RNA of Phodopus roborovskii (desert hamster), 936 nucleotides long. Its product is annotated as taste receptor type 2 member 125. Bases 1 to 936 code for a protein of 311 amino acids. Gene Ontology annotation, cellular component: membrane. Gene Ontology annotation, molecular function: G protein-coupled receptor activity; bitter taste receptor activity. The record is from RefSeq and is a predicted model, not a curated record. Lineage: Eukaryota; Metazoa; Chordata; Mammalia; Rodentia; Cricetidae. The transcript has a single exon. Gene Ontology annotation, biological process: detection of chemical stimulus involved in sensory perception of bitter taste; sensory perception of taste; G protein-coupled receptor signaling pathway.
AUGACGGAUAUGGCCAUACAGAUCUUAUGUGCAGCUACCAUCAUUGUGGAGUUCAUAAUUGGGAGUGCUGCAAAUGGAUUCAUAGCUCUGGUGAACAUCAUGGACUGGGUCAAGAGAAGAAAGGUCUCUUCAGUGGAUCAGAUCCUCACUGCUUUGGCAAUUUCCAGAAUAAAUAUGUUGUGGUCUGCACUUAUUAUUACACUAGUAUCUUCACUACAUCCAGAUUUAGAAGUGGCUGUGAAAAUGGUAAGACUAAAAAAUAACACCUGGAUUAUUGGAAAUCAUUUCAGCAUCUGGCUGGCCACCAUCCUCAGCAUCUUUUAUUUUCUCAAGAUAGCCAAUUUUUCUAACCAUAUUUUUCUCUACCUAAAGUGGAGACUUAAAAAGGUGGUUUCAGUGACAUUGCUGCUGUCUCUCGUCUUCUUGUUUGUAAAUAUUUUAGGGAUGAACAUACACAUUGAUGUUUGGUCUGGUACAUUGCAAAGAAAUUUCUCCUACAGUUCCACAUCAAAGAAUUACACACAAUUUUACAGAUUUAUAUUUUUAAUCAACACAAUGUUCACACUCAUCCCAUUCACCGUGUCGCUGAUCAUUUUUACCCUGCUCAUCUUCUCCCUCUGGACACAUCUGAAGAACAUGCGAUACAACGUCAAGGGCACCAGAAACUCCAGCACCGUGGCUCACAUAAAUGCCUUGCAAACGGUGGUCACUUUUCUCCUUUUCUACACAGGUUUCUUUCUGACUCUUGCCACACAAGUUUGGGCAUCUCAACUUCUAGAGGAAAAUCUUUUGUUUUUCACUGCUGUUAUAAUUACUUUUCCUUCGGUCCACUCAUGUGUUUUGAUAUUGAGAAAUAGUAAGCUGAGGCAGGCCUCUCUUUUGGUGUUGUGGUGGUUGAGGUGCCAGUCCAAGGAAGUAGACUCUUUUGUCCCCUGA